Molecule: messenger RNA, 965 nt
Organism: Rhodamnia argentea
Lineage: Eukaryota; Viridiplantae; Streptophyta; Magnoliopsida; Myrtales; Myrtaceae
Product: non-symbiotic hemoglobin 1
Exons: 6
Coding region: 120-809 (229 amino acids)
Molecular function (GO): oxygen binding; heme binding
Source: RefSeq, a predicted model, not a curated record
ACAUUCAGCCUCAUAUAGCGAGGGCGGUUCGGUCUUCUCAAUAAAAAACAUUUGACAAUCAGCUCACCUUCAGUUCAGUUCUCCAGUCUCUCUGAUCAACAGAUCACCAACCAGAAACCAUGAAUCCCAUGGACAUCAAGCCUCACGUCUCUCAUGGAACUGAAGUUCCUGCCUUUGCAUGUGGGACUAUUCCAAUGCCCAAAUCUGGGUCAAGACUCGUGCAUCAGGGUCAGUCCAACGAGCUUUCAUGUAUCAAAAGAGAUGGAUGGUUGGGCAGGCUCAGAUGUCGAAAUUCGCAGCCGCUUAGAGGUGUGGAGAGGAUUAAAAAGUGGGAAGUUAGAGCCUUCACAGAGGAACAGGAAGCUCUAGUCCUAAAGUCAUGGAAUUCAAUGAAGAAGAAUGGUGCUGAACUGGGCCUCAAGUUCUUCCUCAGAGUCUUUGAGAUUGCACCGUCAGCCAAGAAGCUAUUUUCGUUCCUGAGAGAUUCAGAUGUUCCUCCGGAGCAAAACCCGAAGCUCAAGGCCCAUGCCAUGACCGUAUUUGUUAUGACUUGUGAAUCGGCCAUACAACUUCGUAAAGCCGGAAAAGCUACCGUGAGAGAGUCCAAUUUAAAAGACUUGGGUGCUACUCAUUUCCAAUACAAUGUGGUGGACGAACAUUUCGAGGUUGUGAAGUUUGCAUUGUUGGAAAUCAUCAAAGAGGCGGUGCCGGAGAUGUGGUCACCCGAGAUGAAGAGUGCAUGGGGAGAAGCUUACGAUCAGUUGGCAGCCGCGAUCAAGAGCGAAAUGAAGCCUCAGAUUUCUACCUGAUAGUUACCCACCCCACCCACUACGAGAGAGUUCUGCUGAAUCUCGAGGAGAUGUGACAGUAAUGUAUGAAGUUGUCUUCAAUGAUCCUGCAUAAUGCUGCUUCUCUUUUUUGUGAUUGUACAGUUUAAUCAGUGAUCGCCCGAAUUCUUCCCUUCU